Messenger RNA from Oncorhynchus nerka (sockeye salmon), 915 nucleotides. Its product is annotated as integumentary mucin C.1-like. The transcript has a single exon. Lineage: Eukaryota; Metazoa; Chordata; Actinopteri; Salmoniformes; Salmonidae. The annotation marks the transcript as partial. The record is from RefSeq and is a predicted model, not a curated record.
ACUACUACCACUACCACUACUACUACUACCACUACUACUACUACUACUACUACUACCACUACACCUACCACUACUACUACCACUACUACCACAACCACCACUACUACUACUACCACCACUACUACCACUACUACUACUAAUACUACUACUACUGCCACGACUACUACCACUACUACUACUACUACUACUACUACCACUACUACUACUACUACUACCACUACUACUACUACUACUACUACCACUACUACUACCACUACACCUAUCACUACUACUACCACUACUACUACUACUACCACUACACCUACCACUACUACUACCACUACUACCACAACCACCACUACUACUACUACCACCACUACUACCACUACUACUACUAAUACUACUACUACUGCCACGACCACUACCACUACUACUACUACUACUACUACUAUCACUACACCUAUCACUACUACUACUACUACUACCACGACUACUACCACUACUACUACUACUACUACUACCACCACUACACCUAUCACUACUACUACUACUACUACCACUACACCUAUCACUACUACUACUACUACUACUACUACUACCACUACACCUAUCACUACUACUACUACCACUACUACUACCACUACACCUAUCACUACUACUACUACUACUACCACUACACCUAUCACUACUACUACUACUACUACUACUACUACUACCACUACUACUACUACUACCACUACUACUACCACUACCACUACUACUACCACUACUACUACUACUACUACCACUACUACUACUACCACUACUACUACCACUACUACUACCACUACUACUACUACUACUACUACCACUACUACUACCACUACUACUACCACUACCACUACUACUACCACUACACCUACCACUACUACUACCACUACUACCACAACCACCACU